Molecule: messenger RNA, 378 nt
Organism: Ananas comosus (pineapple)
Lineage: Eukaryota; Viridiplantae; Streptophyta; Magnoliopsida; Poales; Bromeliaceae
Product: glucan endo-1,3-beta-glucosidase-like
Exons: 1
Coding region: 1-378 (125 amino acids)
Biological process (GO): carbohydrate metabolic process
Cellular component (GO): plasma membrane
Molecular function (GO): hydrolase activity, hydrolyzing O-glycosyl compounds
Source: RefSeq, a predicted model, not a curated record
AUGUUCGCGAGCCCGCACAGCAGCCUCAUCGCGCUCCUCGUCCCGGCCAUGACCAACGUCCACACCGUGCUCACGCGCCUCAGCCUUGACGGUGCCAUGAAGGUCUCCUCCCCCAUCGCCCUCACCGCGCUUCGCGCCUCAUACCCGCCCUCCGCGGCCGUGUUCCCGAACGACCUCGCGGAGCGCGUAAUGCGCACGAUGCUCGACCUCCUCCGUCACACCGGCUCCUACCUCAUGGUCAACGCCUACACCUUCUUCGCCUACUCCGCUGACGCCGCGCUCAUCUCCCUCGACUACGCCGCCAUUCGGCUCGACACCGGCCUCAUCAUCGCUCACCAGGUGUUCGAUCUACGUCCGCAACGAGCAGCACUUCUUUAA